AUCGCGCACCGCUACCUUCUCUUACUACUACGACCAAGCCAACCUACGGUCACGUUUCUACUACUAUCUCUCUCUCUCCUUCCUUCUCUCUAUCUAGCGCGACGUCUGAGCUCUGCUGCCCCGUUCUACAGUUCAUUUGGUUCCCGUGUAACAGACAGACAUGUUGGUGAUUUUAACCUUCAUCCUCCUCUUCCACGUCAUCUCAGUCAUCCUCCUCUUCAUCAGCACCAUCAACAAUGCAUGGUGGGUGGCGUCUGCUCCAGGAGGCAACGUGAUAUACACUGACCUGUGGUACUCCUGUAACGUAACAUGUCUCCCUGUCAAGAACAGCGCUUCCACUGACGCAGUCUAUCUACAGGCUGUCCAGGCCACUAUGAUCCUGUCCACAAUUCUCUGCUGCGUGGGUUUCUUUGUGUUCGUCCUUCAGCUCUUCAGACUGAAACAAGGAGAGAGAUUUGUCUUUACAGCCAUCAUCCAGCUACUGGCUAGCCUGUGUGUGAUGAUCGGAGUGUCCAUCUACACGGCAGAGAGGCAGGGUUUUACGGAGGAGUCUCUAAGGAAGGGAGGAUAUGGUUCAUCCUACAUCCUGGCCUGGAUCAGUUUCCCAUGACUGUCAUCAGUGGACUCAUGUAUCUGGUGCUGAGGAAACGCAAAUAAAAACACUCGUAAUCUCUACAAAGACACGAAACACAAUGGAAACGUCAACUAAAACAACCUUUACCUGUAAGGAGAGAAGUGUUCAUUAUUUUGUAACAGUCUAUUAGCUAACAUGUUGUUAUGAGACUGUGACAUAUCAGCCUGUUUUCUUUGGGGGGGGGGGGGGGGGGAAUGGAGUUUCCAUGGUGACGUCAAUGCGGUGGAUUUUAUUGUUGUUAAGAGCAGCUGUUUUAAAAGACGUUUUUCUCCACACUGUGUGGCUGGAAUGAGACUGUGACGUAUCAGCCUGUUUUUUGGGAGGGGGUUUCCAUGGUGACAUCAAUGCGGUAAAUUUUAAAUAAAUAAUGGACCAAUAAA
This is a messenger RNA of Oncorhynchus nerka (sockeye salmon), 1014 nucleotides long. RefSeq names its product epithelial membrane protein 2-like. The transcript is spliced from 5 exons. Bases 161 to 610 code for a protein of 149 amino acids. NCBI's taxonomy places the organism in Eukaryota, Metazoa, Chordata, Actinopteri, Salmoniformes, Salmonidae. Gene Ontology annotation, cellular component: plasma membrane. The record is from RefSeq and is a predicted model, not a curated record.